AAAUAUUAAAGCCAAUACGUACGAGAUCCGGAAAUCAACCUUCCAAAGUCCAUCCACUCGAUUUGUGAGAAACGAUCGAACAACCUCAUGCUUUGUGCUCCAAGGUAAAUAUGUCAACAGAAAAACUACUGGUGAACGAGGAGUCGCCACGAACCUACCAGUCCAUUUACCCAGCGGAAGUGACGGUCACCACUGUACAGGAUGAAAUUCACACCACAGUGGUCCACCAGUCUGUCAUAGACCCUGACAAAGAAACACACGUUUAUAAGCGGCGGUGGUACGUUUUGCUUGUGUACUGCCUAGUGGCGUUUACACAGGGCGGAUAUUGGAACACAUGGGGCCCUAUCGCGGCUACAUCAGAGGAUGCGUUCGGUUGGUCUGACGCGGACAUCGCACUGCUGUCAAAUUGGGGUCCUAUAUCAUAUAUCUUAGCAGCUUUUGCCAUGUCAUGGGUUGUUGAUGUUAAAGGGCUUAGAUGGGCAUGCGUGGGUACAGCAGUCAUGAUAGCUGUUGGUGCUGGGGCGAGAUGUAUAACAGACCAACCUCCGUAUAUCAAAUGGACAGUUAACAUUGGUCAGUUUCUGAAUGGUCUUGCAGGCCCUGUGGCCAUGGGCGUUCCCCCUGUUUUGUCAGCAGUGUGGUUUCCUGUCAAAGAACGCACAACUGCCACGGCAAUUUCCACUAUACUUAAUAGUAUAGGUGUUGGGGUCUCGUUUGCCCUUGGACCAUAUAUGGUGCCAGAUAGAACUACGAAUGCAAACUCCACCACAAGCAAUAUAUCUGAAACGAAUACAACCGAUGAUGAUAGAAUUUCCCAAGAAAGACACGAUGUUAUGCUUUAUAUGUAUGUCGAAGCUGCCUGGGCCGUCUUUGUAUUGGUGCUGGUGUUGGUGUACUUCCCAGCAAAGCCCCCCAAACCUCCAACAUUGUCUGCCUCCGUGGAAAGAAUGGACUUCAUGACUGGUGCCAAAUGUCUAGUCAGAAAUUCAAAGUUCUGGGUGAUAUGUGCCACGUAUGGUAUAUCUCUAGGAGUCUUCAACUGCUGGCAAAGUGUUCUAGACGUUAUUUUAAAGCCUCACAAUAUACACGAGGACGAGGCAGGGUGGUUGGGGUUUUAUUCCAUUCUCGCAGGGUGUGUUGGAUCAGUAGUUUUGGCAAGAUUUGCAGAUGUUUUUUCGCGCCACAUGAAGAUGUUCCUGCUGUUUCUUUACAUCAGUGGUACUGCCUGUUUCAUCUGGUUUACACUUCUCAUCAAUGGAACCAUUCCAAACUCCACAUAUUCUCUGUACGCGGCCAUUAUCUUGGCCACGCUUCUGCUGAACGCCAGUGUUCCUCUGUACUUCGAGAUGGCGUGUGAGGUGACCUACCCGGUGUCUGAGGGGAUCACCAACUUCGUCCUAACUCUUGUCAACAAUGUAGGAGGACUAGUGUUUCUUCUUGUCAACAUGAUACCUCAUCUAGGGACAGCCUGGGAAAACUGGGCGUGUCUGGGGGCCAUUGCUUCUUGUAUCCCUGUCUUGUUUCUCAUCAAGGAAAAUUACAACCGACUAGAGGUGGAUGAAAUCAAACACAAGUGAAGAGAGCAUUGGUCAGGGGACAGAUACUGCAAUACACUGAGAUUAUUUAUAGCAUUUUGUGUGAAAAAAAGAUUUAAAGAUUAAUUCAUUUUGAAAUGUACAUUUCAAAGUCAUUUAUUGCUUCGUACAUCAAACUCAAUAUCAUAAAAAAAAAAAAUCGAUUGCCAUAAAGACUUCGUGUUUUUGUCAAGGUACAGAAUGCUUUGCAUCAAGUUUUGCUUCAUGCAAAGAUUAUCAAUGACAACUUUUUUUUUUUCAUUUACAGUCUGACUUUUAAAAAUAUAAGUGUGCUGUUUAUACGCCACCAUCUAACUCUUCUUAUACAAACCAUCUUAAUUAUGACAUAUUAGAAUUAAUGUGAAAAUCUUUACUUUAAAGGGUUUAGAUAGUAUUGAAUACUUAUUUUUCAUGAUAUCCAAUGUUGAUGAUCUAAAAUCUGAAUUACCAGAAUUUACUCUUUGUAAAAACACUUAAGCUUUUUAGUCAGAUACUUAAUACAGAGCGACACAUAUUGCAGAUAUUAUUUCAAAUCUACCUUUCAUCAACAAGGCUAUUUGGCCAGAUAGUAUAAACCGUAGAAUGCUAAAGGCUGCUAUAUGCAUGUCAUAGCCAAACCUUAGUGUGAUUUAUUUAACAGAUCAUUAAGAGAUUGUAAUUUUUCGUUGCAAUUUGUCCCCUAACUGUUAUUUUUGAUAAAUAUUAAUGAUUAUUAUUAAAAUUAUUCUUUUUGUAGGUUAUACGCCAAUGAUAAUUCAUUACAACAUUCUCCUGAUAAUCUAGAAACGACCGAACGUUAUUUAGAUAUUGAUCUUAUUCAAUUACAAACAUGGGCUGAAAAUGGCUUUUGAGAAAGAAAAAUGUAGACUAUCCCAAUCUUGACUUUCUACAGUGUCGAUUAGAAUUUGUAAAUCAACAUUCAACACAAACAUUUAGGCAUUAUUUUCUCUCAAGAUCUAAGUUGGUCACAUUAUAUUAACUCAUUACUUGUCAAUGCCAACAAAAUACUACUGUAACGUGUUUUGUACUGGGUUCUCAGGGAUAAUAUAAUAAUUUUCCUCUAACUCUACCUGAGUUAAUAAUGAUUGGUAUAAUGAUUUUUCUCUAAUUGAGUAAUACUUCAAUCACUUAUAUAAUCAAUGGAAAUAAUGUACGAGGUGGGCUUUCUUAUUUCACCGUGUGUCUGUACCUGGUUCCUGUUGAGAGUGAAGCACUUGUGUCUCAAUCUUCUUCAGAUUUACUACACAAAGCACUCCACCUCAAUUCCCUGGGUUUCUUGCCACUGGUUUCUGUUUUACCCUACCUCUGAUUUCUUCUUUCUAUUUUCUUCUUUCUUUCCGAGCUUCUCCGCUGCUGUUCACUUCCAACUCUUUUAGAUUUUGCAGUGCAGCAAUUUAUAUAUCCUUGGAGUAGUCCACUCCAAGGGAAGUCAGGUCGUUCCAUUAUUCCCACAUGAAUCAAGUUCAUUAGAACGUUUCUCUUUAUAGGAUAUUAUCAUUACACUACGAAUUAUGAAAAAAAUAUGAAUUUAAACUUAAUCGUAAAACAUUAGAUCGCUGAUGUACAUUUGUUCUAUAAGACCACUAAUAAACUCUGCCUCAGAAGUAUGGGGAGCAUGUAUCCAUUAAAUUAGAAACAUUUCAACUAAGUGCAGCAAGAAUAGCUGCAAGAUUGACUUUAUUAACAUCGAGAGAACCUCUUUAUUUGGAAACAUUUUGGGAACUACUUCUCAUUAGGUGAAAAACAACGCGAUUAAAAACAAUGUAUAUACUGGACCAGAAUCUGACUCCAAACCAUUUAAAAGACAUUUUUCCUGGUAAAACUACAGCACAAGAAAUACUAAAUUACAAAGUAGCUAAAUGUAAACUUCAAAUCUAUAUUUAAAAAAUCUUUUGUACCAACUGUUAUAAAUGAGUGGAAUUCCCUACCUGUUGCAGCAAACGAAGUGAACCUUUGGCGAUCUUUAUGAAUAAAAUUUUAAAAAACGAAAGAAAUCUUAUAUUCGCCUCCUCUUUACUUCGCUAUGUGGCAACUGCCAUUUAAGCAUUCUUCUAACAAGGCUUAGGCACACUUGUAUAUCAAACAACCGUCAUUUAAACAUUCUUCGAACAAGGCUUAGGCACAAUUGUAUAUCAAAGAAAGAUUAUUCCGUUGUAACAUCAUUAAUAUUCCUUUAUGUACUUGUAGAAAAGUUGAAGAUAAAUAUUACCUUUUUACAUGACCUAAGUAUAAAGAAAAGAACAAUUCUUUUCAAUGGCACAUUUAGAAUUAGCAACCUGCACAUAGUCAACGCUCAUAUUCUUCUUUGGGGCGACAAUUCUCUUAGUAAUACUGGAACCGAAUAUUUGUUUAGUUUUCAGGUUAAUUAGUGUGUGUUGUAUAUGUUGUCACUUUGUUUAUCUGUAAGCGGUGAACUUCCGAUAGGUUAUAUUAUGUAUUCGUUUACAAUGACUGUUUUACCAUGCAUAUCAAAAUACAUUAUUAAAUUGC
Molecule: messenger RNA, 4064 nt
Organism: Ostrea edulis (European flat oyster)
Lineage: Eukaryota; Metazoa; Mollusca; Bivalvia; Ostreida; Ostreidae
Product: solute carrier family 49 member 4 homolog
Exons: 13
Coding region: 111-1577 (488 amino acids)
Biological process (GO): transmembrane transport
Cellular component (GO): membrane; intracellular membrane-bounded organelle
Molecular function (GO): transmembrane transporter activity
Source: RefSeq, a predicted model, not a curated record